Sphenostylis stenocarpa is the source of this 160-nucleotide messenger RNA. Lineage: Eukaryota; Viridiplantae; Streptophyta; Magnoliopsida; Fabales; Fabaceae. The record is from the annotation of a GenBank genome assembly.
AGAAUGCUCCAAGAUUCAAGAUUCAAAACUUCCAAAUUUCUUGCCCAUGGUUCAGCUUCUCUUAGCAUACAAUAUUCAGCUUGGCGCAGGCGAAGCAUGGAAUGACAAUGAUGGGAUCAUUCCUCAAUCACUUAGUGGCAUAAUUCCCCCAAAUUUGUAA